CCUAUUACGACUUUGCUCGCGCAGUUUCAUGGCCAGCGAGCCGCGAUUCGCGAGCCAAGCCACGCUACCGCGGUAUCCUCGAGAAGUGGAUAAAACUCGAUGAAACGCGUUGCUUGAAUCGCCAAGCCACGCCACGAUGAUUCAUUCUGGCGCCGUGAUUCUGCCGCUUUCCCGACUCGUUGGUCGACGAAGGAAUCGCGCGAGUCGAAAGAUUCGUCAUUUCGUCUCGGAAUUCGAUGACAAUGCACGUUUUGUUCGAUGAUUUUCCGAUAGUUACACGCACCGAUGCAUCCGCGAUAAAACGCGAUCGGACCUCGCGUGCACCACGUUCCACUAUAAAUCUUUCGCACGGUCGAUGAACGUUCGUUUCGAACGAGUUUGAUCGUCAAACGGUUCGGAACAACGACGACGGUGAUACGUUUCGUAUGUGGCGACAAGCGCGGACGCGUUUUAUCGCGAUAACCGAGCUUUUGUUCGAGGCCGUUUCGAGGAACGAACGUUCGCGGUCGGAAGCGACGCGUUAGAGGAAAGACCGCAUCCUCGAUGAGACAUCGAGCGACAAAUAGAUUCGCGGACUUUUCCGCUUCGCCUUCUCCCUGUCGUGUAGUCGCGUCGCGUCGCGUCGCAUCGCGUCGUUCGGUUCGUACCGGUAGUCACGGACAGUCGAGAAUCAUCGCAAUUCUGUUACUUCACUGUUGCUGGUUUUCAUCGCGUCGAUCGUUGCGUGGUCUUUCGUUUCUCAGCUGGCGAUGGCGUUCGCCGAGAACAGAGGAAGAACGGUAAUACGCGCGCGGUGUCUCUGUUCUAUGUGCGCCGUGGGGAUUACGCGGAAACUCGUCCGAGAGUUGGCAAUCGACGACCUUCUCGGAAGAAAGAACGAUCCGACGCGAGAUGCGAUUACGACUGCGAUUUCUUUCUCGCACGGUAAUUCACGAUCGACCGCUUAUUUUGGUUGGCUUAAAAAAGAGAGAGAGAGAGAAAAAAAAACACGUUUCUAUACGCAAACACUAUGGCGAUACGGAAAAUUCGGCGCGCACGUUGGUUGGCGGCCGAUGCAGAACGGACAACUCGUUACCGCCUCCGGAAGCGAUUGAUUGCGAACGCCGCUAAUUAGCUUACCAUAUACCGAUAAAAGCUGCCUCUUUGCCUCUUUGCCUCUUCGCCAGGACGACCGAGAACGGUCGGUCGGCUCGAGUUCCUCCGACUUCCCCUCUGCCUAGGCAUCCCGCGCGCUCGCGUGCCUCGCACGCCCGUCCUCUUGCCGCUUCGCGAUCCUCCUUCUCCUCCAUCUCCUCCUCCUGCUUCUGCUCUCUCUCCGCCUUCUGCUCGGCCAGGCUAAAGCAGGAUACGGUCGUUUCCGGAAACGCGAUCAAGAUUACGCGCGAAUCGUACGCCGCAACCUUCUUCCUUUUUCACGCUGGAGAUUGCGUCGCGAGCGUGGCGACCUCGAAAACCUGCUUCGGAAAGAACGUUGCCCGCUUUGAAUUUCGCGCCACGCCGUGCCAUGGUUAUCGGGGUCGAGCGGCGUUUCGCCGUAGAGCGUAAGAGACAGAGAGAAAGAAAGACUGGUCGGCACGGCGCAUGAUUUAAAAGCGGCCCACCUCGCUAAAUUCUCGAACCCCCCUGGGACCACCAAUGGAGUUCUUUCGAAGAGGAUCGGAAUCUCCGUGAGAGCGGUAAUCAGGGAUAACGAGGCGGUCGAACCGACUAAACGGCGGCAAGGGGAGCGCGCGGUUAGAAUUCUCUCACAGGGCUCUUCUUCCGACCAAUUACCUCGGUUCCCGACUCCUACCCUAAAUACCUAUUGCCUCUCUUUCGGUGGUCGAUAUCCCUGAGCGGGCCAGCCGUGUGGGCCGUCCAUCGUCCCGUUCCAACGUUCCCCGCUUAACUCCGACCUAACCAGUCGAGGAUGCGUUUGCGCCUUCUUCUUCGUCUACGGACUACCUGACGAUGUUACGACGCGUAUCUCGUCUUGCAAUUUCUCUUUACGUUAGUGGCGCGUUUCAAAAUUUCGCGCGGCCCAAGAAGGUCGUCCGGCGGCCUGGGUCGAGAGAAAGCAGCGCGCAACGUUUCGCCCGAUCGACGACUCGUAAAUCAUCCUAAUGGAAGAUCGAGUGGCCGAUGGUUUCAGAGAUUCGACGAAGAUGGUUCCGAUCGAGCCGAAAGAUAGGGACGAGCCGAAAGAUAAAGAAAGGCCGCAGUAACGACAGGGUCCCUCGACUUCCGCACAUUUAUCGUCCGUUUUUCCGAUUCUCGGAAAACUCGAGCUUCCGGUCGAGUCGUGGGGUUGCAACUCUGGCAGAGUCGAACGUACUCCAACGCAUACUCUUGCUAUCUGUUCGAAAGGAAAAGCGUGGCGAAGGCGAGCGCGCGGCUUUGUUUUUCGAGUAACGCUCGACGAACAUCGCGCGGUAGUUAGGCGCGCGAAGGCUGCGUACGCUUGAUUCGCCGAAAAUAGCCGGUAGCGUAACGCGCGCGCGUAUCGGGCAACGUCGUCGCGUCGUAGAAUCGCAAGAGAAAAUAAAUUUCGUGACUGGAAUCUGUUCGAGGAAUCGUUUCUUUUCGUUGAUCCCGCGAAUCGGAAUGUUACGAUGGAAGAAAGAUGAGUCGCAUGGUUCGCGUUUCGCGGUCCGCGCGUGGUCGCGUAGUCGAGCGGACCGCGACGCUGCCUACGAUAUUUCGAAAACGGCGCUUCCCACGCGAACGUCUGUUCAGCGUUUGCCGCUCGUUUAUUUUGCUAAUUCAAACAAAUGCUCUCGAUCGAUCGUUUAUGGCGCGCGGCUGGCACGUCUUUUCGCGGCGUGGUUUCUUUCUCGCGAUAAGCUUUAGAGGAAGAUGGGAGGAAGGGCCACUCGGCCAGAUGAGAAAAUCGGCCGAAGUUGGGCGAACGUUAAGCAACGGUCGACCGGUGAAUCGAAAGCGAACUCGUUGGCCGAGGUUUGCCUUUUCAGGUCGCGAAAGAUGUUUGGCUCGCGUGCGAGCGAUAUCCCUAAACGACCUUGCCGCGAGCAUGUCCCACGUUACGUACUCCGAACGUGCAAUACGUACGUAUGUGCUUGCACGAGUUAAUCCGAGUUCCACUCGAUCCGAUCCGAUCCGAUCCUAUCCGAUCCGAUCUCCUGUCACACCUUACGAUAUCAUACGAUACGAUGCGAUACGAUACGAAACGAUACGAUACGCGUUAUUAUCGUGGAGCGGAUCACGGCGCAGCUCGAGCGAAGCGUCGCGCUUACCGGAUACGAGCUGUGGCGACCGACACGCGCGCGGCAACCGACGACGCGUCAACAACGACAACGGCAAUAUCGCGUAACGAACCCGACGCUGAGUCCAAACAGAUUCGAACGCUGUCCGUUACGCGGAGAAAAAUGAACGUAAGAUCCGAGUGGAAGAGGAGAUAUCGCGGAGCAACGGUACUCUUUGGCUUCGUGGUCGUCCCCUCGCGUUGCAACGAGCAGCGAGCGGUCCUCGCGUCAUCGGAGGAGCUUCGCGUCCUACGUAGUAGGCGAAAUUUCUCCGUAACGGUGGUGAGGCGAUACUCGAUCGGAGGACCGUGCCAAGCGAGGUUUUCGCACGACCUUGCACUCGUUACGCGAAAGAAAGCAAAAGCGAAUGACGCGAUUGCAGUUUGACGUUCCGCUCGUUGCAAACAGGACCGUUUCUCGAUCGUUUCUCCUUCGUCCAUUUCCCUCCGUUGUCCGUGCAAUCUGCUUUCCUCUAUUUUUCGUUCUUCGAUUCCUCCUUCGUCUUGCUGGCGCGUGCGUCAACGAUCGCAGAUAGCGCGAUCGAGUAUUAAUUCCGCGUUUUUUUUUCGAGAGAGAGACACGCGCGAAAAUCGACUCGCGCGUUCAACCGCGAUGUCGCGAGGUAACGAAACGAGUAGCAACGAUAUUUAACGCGAACCUCGUUUACACGUUCAGCGAUGGCCAAGUGGAAUUUAAUAAGGAGUCGCGCGCAACGAAGCUUCUAGUCUAGCUUUCUUACAGUGGCUGGUUGCAAGGGCGCGCUUCCACGAACAAAGCUAACAAGUAAAUCGUCGUGAUCGGCGGCGAAGGGGAAGACCGAAGCGAAGGCGACGCGCACAGCGCAACGAUAUCGAUGUCGAGGAUGAGGACGGGACGAUCGCUGUCGAAACCGUUGAUCCUAGUUCUGGCCCUGGCUUUCGUUUCGCCGAUCGGUCGGUGCGGCGCUUCGGAAAGCAUAAUAGGAAGCCGAGAAACAUGCGACAUCGAAGGAGAAGAUUUCACCGUGGACAAGAUCCCGAAUACCAGAUGUUUCAACUGUUUGUGCAAGAAUGGUUUCGUCGAGUGUAGGAAACAGCAGUGCCCCAGCAUCGAGGGUUGUUACACGUUGUUGGAACCACGCGAGGAAGAGUGCUGUCACAGGUGUAAAGGUUGUACGCGGAAUGGAGUCCAUCAUGAAUCCGAGACGGAGUGGACCGAGGAGAACGACCCAUGUAGAAUCUUCACUUGCAAAGCCGGAGUGAUCACGGAGUCUCGACUGCACUGCUAUACGCCUUGCGCCAAUCCUAUUCCGGCUGCGGCCGGCCAAUGCUGCCCGGUGUGCGCAGGGUGCAACGUAAACGGACAGCUGGUGACGGCAGACAGAUCGGUGACCACCACCGAAGAUCCCUGCGUUACUUGCAGAUGCAACGCUGGCGGUCGAUUAACGUGCGCGAAACAGGCCUGUCCGGUGCUACAUUGUCCCGGCUCCAAGAUAGUUCACGAUUCCGGAGAAUGUUGUCCACGUUGCAAAGGCAGUCGAAGAUACUUGUCGCCGCCGAAAGGCGCGUGCAUGUUGGGAACGGGUAUCUACAAUUCCGGCAAUCAAUUCUACCUGGAUCAGUGUACGCGAUGUAGCUGCUCCAAUUCCACCGUCUCCUGCGUUCGAGAAACCUGCCCGGUACACGACUGUCUGGCCGAACAUCAGAUCGCUGUUCCCGGUCGUUGCUGUCCCCAGUGUUCCGAGGUCGAGGAGGUUCGACGAUCUUGCACCUACGCUGGCAAAACUUACGGGGAUGGCGAAAGUUGGAAGCUUGACUCGUGCAAGGCAUGCGCCUGCAUGCAAGGUAAAGUACGCUGCGCGAUGCCGAUGUGUCCACCGUUGAAUUUGCCCUGCCCUCCAAACUCCAGAUUGGAACAUCCGGAGGGCCAAUGCUGUCCUCGUUGCGUGGAAAGUGACGGAGUGUGCACCGUUUUCGGGGAUCCGCACUAUCGUACGUUCGAUGGCAAGUUUUAUAGCUUCAAGGGAUCUUGCAAGUACCAGCUGGCCAGCGAUUGCUCGGGACACACGUUUAGCGUUCGAGUGACGAACGACGCCAGGUCGACCAGGUUCUCCGCAUGGACGAAAACGAUCGCGAUCAAGGUAGGCGACUUGAAGGUGAAUCUCGGGCAGAAGAUGCGAGUGAAGGUAAACGGGAAGAAGGUGGAGAUACCGUAUCGCAUGGCGAACCGACUGGACGUGAAUCGCACGACGGACAGCAUAAUCGUGAGCACGCAGAUCGGAAUCAAGGUUCUGUGGGAUGGGAUCAGUUUCCUCGAAGUAUCGGCGCCGACUUCGUACAGGGGACGGCUCUGUGGUCUUUGCGGCAACUUCAAUUCCCUACCAAAGGACGAUUUUACCAAUCGAAGGGGCAAACUGUUGCAAGAUCCUCAACCGUUCGGUCAAUCUUGGCUAGUGGGGGCCAAAAGGAGCUGCGUGAGGCCAAAGCCGAGCGUGAGCCCUGAUCGGGCCAAACGUUGCAGAGGACGAAAAGAUCACAGGUUAUGCAACAGGCUGAGGUCGCAGAUCUUUGACGCUUGUCACAAGAAGGUGAACCCGACCAUGUACUACAAGGCUUGUCUACAGGACAUGUGCGAAUGCCCGACCGAGAACUGCUACUGCGAAUCGUUCACCGCAUACGCGCACGAGUGCAAAAGGCUGGGCAUUCAAUUGCCACACUGGCGAAAAUCGACCAGAUGUCGAACCGGUUGGGACCAGUUCUCGGGAUCUGGCCCAUCUCUCGGUCCACGUUUUCCUUGAUCCAUGCGUACGUCCCCUCCUUGUCCUUUCUCUCGAGCGUCGAGCUUCGAGUCUCGAGAAAAAGAGAGAAAGAGAGAGAGAGAGAGAGAAAGAGAGAGAAAGGUGUCCGAGGCGAUCGACGUCCCGACCGCGAAGAAACGAUCGUUCGCGCCUCCUCUCCUCUCGGUCUCUGUCCGCGUUUGCCGGAUUCGCGAGCGAUCGCUCCGCGAAAUUCUCAGCUAGUCACCGCGUUUGUUAGCCGCGACGAACCGAUCGAUUCGCACCGCAGACGAGCAAACGCAUCGCGCACCAUCGUACAACUACUGUACACCCGCGUCCCGUCGACGAUCGCCCUCCUUCGUCCUCGCGAGUACACGACGUCUUCCUUCCCUCUCCUCAUCCGAUCGCGAAUCCUAUCGAGCUCGGACGAUUCCGAAGCACCGUGCAGUAUUUCGGCCGAUGAGCAGGCUCGCGGCAUAUCGUCUACGUCCCGGCAUUCGUUAAAUCCUCGAUAUUCGUAGAUUUAAGCCGACAUCGCGUAAAACCGCGAUACCACUCCUACUUUCCAUCCUUUCUUUCACGCUACUCCGCCUUCCCUUCUCCUCCUCGUCGUCGUCGUCGUCGUUUCUCUCUUUUCUUCGUAUGUAUAUAAACGUCCACGUUUUUACGAUUAGAUGUUCGAUCUCGACGAGACGUCGUCGACUGUACAUAAAUACCCCGGACCAGGCUCGCGAAACAGCGAGUCGAUUCUUCGCGGGACGUGUUCCCACCGCGAUUUCUAUACCUUUCUUCAAUUGUCUCGCGUCUUUAUUACCUCCUCUACGUUUUGUUAUUACUUUUCUCUCGCAUCCUACUCCUACUACUAUUUUUCCUAUUCGUCUAUGUUACGCGUCCAAAUUGUACAUAGUUCGAGUAUAGACACGUGCGUACGCAUACGCGCAGCGACACGUAUAUGCGUCUACAAGUUCAACUAUAUCGACAUAAUCGUCAACGUCUCGCGAAAGAGUCGCAAAUAUACCGGAGAUAGUCCAAAGCCUUAGCCAAUUUGUAUCGACUAUAGCAUAGAGAUGUUCUGGCACGCAUCGAGUACGAACGAAAUAAAUGAGUUAUAUUCGUAAA
Messenger RNA from Bombus terrestris (buff-tailed bumblebee), 7116 nucleotides. It is a transcript of the gene cv-2, whose product is annotated as BMP-binding endothelial regulator protein. Gene Ontology annotation, molecular function: protein binding. The record is from RefSeq and is a predicted model, not a curated record. The transcript has 11 exons. The coding region runs from base 4096 to 6018 and encodes 640 amino acids. Lineage: Eukaryota; Metazoa; Arthropoda; Insecta; Hymenoptera; Apidae.